GUCUCGGUUGUUGCUGAAACGGUCAAUGUUACGGGGCAAUCGAAUCUGAUGCAGUUUAGGGUACCGCCGUGUCGGUUAUCAGAGGAUAUGUCAAAUCUUUUCGAAAAACAUUGUUUUUCGGAUUGCCUCCUCGUAACAGGAUCGAAGGAGUUCCAUGUACACAAAGCAAUAUUAGCAACGAGGUCGCCGGUGUUUGCCGCAUGUUUUGAGCACCAAAUGAGUGAGUCGCAGUCGGAUCGUGUCGAUAUUGAUGAUGUUGAGCCGGAGGUGAUGAAGGAGAUGCUGCGAUUCAUGUACACCGGUACGGCGCCCAAUCUUGAUCGUAUGGCCGACACUCUAUUGGCAGCUGCUGACAAAUACCAGCUUGAUAGAUUGAAGGUAAUGUGCGAGCAAGCAUUGUGUUUAAAUUUGACGAAUGAGAAUGCCUGUGAGACACUGAUUCUUGCCGAUCUGCACAGUGCCGAGCAGCUGAAACAACAGGCCAUUGAUUACAUUAAUGUGCAUGCCAAUGAAAUCAUGGAAUCGGAUGGCUGGAGCUGUUUGGUAAGGGAUCAUCCACCGCUGCUUGCUGAAGUAUUUCGCGCACUGGCCACCCAGCAAACACCACCGAUCAUAAUGAGCCAUCCGCCUCGGAAGCGCAUCAAACAUCUGUAA
Messenger RNA from Gongylonema pulchrum, 654 nucleotides. The record is from the annotation of a GenBank genome assembly. Lineage: Eukaryota; Metazoa; Nematoda; Chromadorea; Rhabditida; Gongylonematidae.